This is a messenger RNA of Strongylus vulgaris, 330 nucleotides long. Lineage: Eukaryota; Metazoa; Nematoda; Chromadorea; Rhabditida; Strongylidae. The record is from the annotation of a GenBank genome assembly.
AUGUCCCGAAGAGAAUCGGGUGAAGAAGCUGUUCUCGGUUUGAGCCGAGCUGCAGUCGCGUCUGGAAUUGUUGGUGGUAUUCGACCAUUAUCCCCAACAAGAAAAUCCUCCUGGUCAACUCGUAUUGAAGGAUCAAAUCGACGAUCUUCGAUAGCCCAACUCGUAUUUGGGAAUUCUACACUUGUUAAAGGAAAUUCGGGACAACUACGCGAUUGGGCUGACAACGACGUUGAAAGUGCUGUAUCAGCCGGAAAUUCGGGACAACUACGCGAUUGGGCUGACAACGACGUUGAAAGUGCUAUAUCAGCCGGUGAGGUUUUCUACUUGUAG